AUGUAUCCAAACACAUCUUCUACAGUUUUACUAACACUGGAAACACUGGGCUUAUCUAAUGCAAAUGCUUACCCAGCAGUCUUGUUUGGAAUUUUAACAUAUCUCCUUAUUAUGAGUUGCAAUUUAAUGGUGUUAGUAACUAUUGCUGUGAGUAAAAAGUUACAUAAGCCCAUGUAUAUCCUGCUGUUUAACUUGCCCGUCAGUGACAUGGUAGGCGCUACAGCUUUUUAUCCUCAGCUAGUUUUUAGCAUUGUGAUAGACAGCAGACUGGUUUCCCAUCCUGCAUGUGUAACUCAGGCUUUUCUGAUUCAUGUUUAUGGUUCAGGAAACUUGUUUAUCUUGAGUGCAAUGGCAUAUGAUAGAUACAUUGCGAUAUGUUGUCCCUUAAGGUAUAACUCUGUCAUGAAUCCAAAUAAUUUAAUGAGAAUUACCAUUUUAAUAUGGGUUAUAAAUUUGUCAUUGCUGGGCAUUGUUUUUUUACUGCUUGCACGGGUUAAAAUCUGCAGGACAGAUAUAGUGGAUUUGUACUGUAACAAUCCAACAUUAGUGAAACUGGCAUGUGAGGACACCAAGGUGAACAAUUAUUACGGAUUGUUUAAUAUAGUCUUAAUUCAAGGUGGAUCAUUGCUAAUAAUGAUUUACACCUAUGCACAGAUUUUGCAUACAUGUCUCUUAACUAACCAGGCUGACGCUCGUCGAAAAGCCAUUCAGACUUGUGGUACACAUUUAAUUGUUUACCUAAUCUUUCAAAUCAAUAUAAUGAUAACACUCAUUUCUCAUCGCUUUGAGAGUUUUUCUCCUUUUCUGAGAAGGGCUCUUGGUGUCUCAAUCUUAGUUUUUCCACCAUUUUUGGACCCGAUUAUAUAUGGACUAAAAACCACAGAACUGAAACAGAGCAUCAUAAUGUUGCUAAGGAAAAAUGUAGGUUUAAUAAAGAUGUAA
Molecule: messenger RNA, 942 nt
Organism: Monopterus albus (swamp eel)
Lineage: Eukaryota; Metazoa; Chordata; Actinopteri; Synbranchiformes; Synbranchidae
Product: olfactory receptor 52L1-like
Exons: 1
Coding region: 1-942 (313 amino acids)
Biological process (GO): detection of chemical stimulus involved in sensory perception of smell; G protein-coupled receptor signaling pathway
Cellular component (GO): membrane
Molecular function (GO): odorant binding; olfactory receptor activity; G protein-coupled receptor activity
Source: RefSeq, a predicted model, not a curated record